AUGAGGUUCUCUACGAGUCGGCUGGCCCUCGUGGCUAGCGGGUUGGCUGUGGUUGAAGGUGCUGUGAUCCAUUCCAGGGCUCUCCCUGGGGUCAAGGUUACUUUCCAGGAGACCAAAAUCUGCGAGACAACCCCCGGCGUCAAGGGCUACAGUGGCUACGUCACUCUGCCUGCUACGCUGGACCCUGCCAUCCCCUUCGAGAGCAACAUGUUCUUCUGGUUCUUUGAGUCACGUCAAUCCCCCGCAACAGCACCCACUACCUUGUGGCUGCAAGGUGGUCCUGGAUCGGCCAGUAUUGACCAGGCAGUGAGCGGUCACAACGGUCCCUGCUCAGUCAACCCAGACUCCAAAACGACCACGCUCAACCCCAACAGCUGGAACUCGGUCUCCAACAUGAUCUACAUUGAUAAUCCCGUGCAGGUUGGGUUCUCCCACGACGGCGUGCUCAAGCCGGGUGUCUUGGAUACUCAGACCGGCGACGUCAACCUGGACAACCCGGCCGACCCAACCAACUGGCUCUCUGUCAAGGGAACCUUUCCCAGCGGUGACAAGAACCACAUGGUCAACACGACCACCACGGCAGCUAAGGCCAUUUUCUACGCGAUGCAGGCAUUCUUCGACCAGUUCCCGCAGUAUCGUCGCGACAAUAUCAACAUAUGGUCCCAGAGCUAUGGCGGCCACUAUGCGCCCGCCAUUGCCUCGCUGAUCACCCAGGAGCAGGCAAAGCCGGGCAGCGUGCUGCAGACCGCUGGAUCAUCCGGCUCGCCCAAGAAUGGCAAGAGAGCCACCACGGCCAUUGGUGUCAAUUCGAUUGGUAUCAUCAACGGCUGGGUCGACCACGUGACGCAGGCUCCCUUCCUCAUGACCUACAACAACAACAACUCGUACGGGAUCAAGUCGUAUUCGGAUGACACAGCACAGAAGCUUCUGACCCAGUUCAACGCCCCUGGCGGAUGCAUGGAUCUGUCCAAGCAGUGCCGACAGAUCAUAGUCGACAAGGACGCUGCCGGACUCGCCACCGACCCCGACGUGGUGAAGAAGUGCAGUGAAGCCACGUCUUCUUGCCUAGCCAUGAUCGGCCAGAACGACGCCGCGUCGGGCCGCUACACCUUCGACAUGGCCCAGGUGCUGCCCCUCGGCUUCCCCUACCCCUACGAGGUCGGCUGGCUCAACGAUGCCGGUGUCCAGAGCGCUCUGGGCGUCAAGUUGAAUUAUACCAAAUCCAGCAGCGCCGCCGCCGCCUACUUCUUAGGCUCGGGAGAUCUAGUCCGUCCGUACAGCGACGUUGUGGGCCAGCUUCUGGACCAGGGUGUCAAGGUCGCCAUGGUCUACGGCGACCGGGACUGGCGCUGCAACUGGGUGUCGGGCGAGGCAGUCAGCUUGUCAGUCAAGUAUGGCGACAGCGCCAAGUUUGCUGCUGCUGGCUACACCGAUCUCAAGGUUGGGAACAAGGUUGCCGGAAAGGUGCGCCAGAAUGGUCUUUUUAGCUUCACUCGGGUGUUCAACGCCGGUCAUGAGGUUCCGAUCUAUAAGCCUGCCGAAGCACUCGCCAUCUUCACACGCUCCAUCAUGGGCAAGGACGUUGCCACAGGACAGUCCGAUGCUGCAAAGUUCACGUCGUCUGGCCCAUCUUCGGUCUUUGACGUCAAGGUGAAGGCCGAUCCUCUUCCUGCGCCUCUCUGCUACGUCCUCGAGGUUCCCAUCAAUCAGCGCUGCACGCCCGACCAGAUCAAGGCCCUUGGGGCCGGCUCGGCUGUUGUCAAGGACUACAUCGUCAGCUAA
Molecule: messenger RNA, 1782 nt
Organism: Pyricularia pennisetigena
Lineage: Eukaryota; Fungi; Ascomycota; Sordariomycetes; Magnaporthales; Pyriculariaceae
Exons: 3
Coding region: 1-1782 (593 amino acids)
Biological process (GO): proteolysis
Cellular component (GO): fungal-type vacuole
Molecular function (GO): serine-type carboxypeptidase activity
Source: RefSeq, a predicted model, not a curated record